Molecule: messenger RNA, 1018 nt
Organism: Salmo salar (Atlantic salmon)
Lineage: Eukaryota; Metazoa; Chordata; Actinopteri; Salmoniformes; Salmonidae
Product: transmembrane protein 14C
Biological process (GO): regulation of heme biosynthetic process
Cellular component (GO): mitochondrial membrane
Source: RefSeq, a predicted model, not a curated record
UUCAAUGUACGGAUGGGAUAUGCCACUCUACUCCAAAAUGUACUUUUAUCCACACUGCUGCAUAUAGAAAUUGUAAAUACUUCAAGUUUUCCAAGAAAACUGCACUUUGUCCUCAUGCUAGCUAGCGUUAGCCACCGCAGUUGUUAUGGAACGUGGUGUUGAACAACAAAGGAGCUGAUUGGCUGACACUGCCAAUACAAAACGGCUGAGGUGGCUACUGCUAUGUAGCAUGAGGACAAAAAGGGCAGUUUUCCGGAAAACUAGCAGUUUUUCAAUCUUCUCGAUGGAACAGUGUGGAUAAAGAAUGACUGAUUGGGUUGGAUAUGGGUAUGCAGCACUCAUUGCAUCCGGAGGAGUGAUGGGCUAUGUCAAAGCACGCAGUGUCCCCUCCUUGGCGGCAGGUCUUCUCUUCGGCAGCCUAGCUGGGGUUGGUGCCUACCAGAUAUCGCAAGAUCCUACAAAUAUUUGGGUGUCUCUAGUCACAUCAGGAGCCCUGGCAGGUGUGAUGGGAAAGAGAUUCUACGCUUCCAGGAAGAUGAUGCCUGCUGGAAUGACGGCAUCAGCAAGUCUACUUAUGGUGGGGAAGCUGGGUGUUGGAAUGCUGCUGCAGAAGCCCUAGGAGUCAUAAUGCACUGAAAUGAAGAAGACUUUCACAGACACUGACGUUUAAAUCACUAUCCUCUCGUGCUUUUCUACGGUCUUAUAUCGUUCAUGAAGAAUAUCAGUGAUAUAUGUGGAUGUUAUUUUGGAAAAAGGUAUAAUUGAACAAUGAUUUAUAAAAUAACAAGGACUGUCAUGCAUUUUUGUUCAUAUUGUUACGCAGAUUGUCAUUACGUUACAAGAUAUAAAUGAACCAUGAAGUUGUGUAUAAGGUUUAUAAGAUGGCCAGUGUUUAUUUAUUUACCUUUAUAUAAGCGUAGACUGCCAUCAUACAUAAUAACUGAAGUCAAUGCUGCCUUAGCCACUGAUGCAGUAAAUGACAACUCUGGAUAUAUGAGCAAUAAACCUUUAACAAUUA